AGGCGCGGGCGGCUGCGAGGCCGGCGGACGCACCGGCUGGAGGGAGCGCGCCGCCGGCCCACUUGGCCUGGCUCCCGGAGCCCGGGCAGCAAGUGCGGGGAACAUCAGGGCGGACGCGGGCGGAGCAUCGCCGGGGCGAGGGAAGCCGGGCACCGGGCGAGCGCCGGGGAGGCGCGGCGGGGACGAUGACCACAGGCUCGGUGCUGCCGCUGCUGCUGCUCGGGCUCUCGGGCGCGCUCCGGGCCCACCGUGAGGAUCUUACAGUCAGAGAGGCCUGUAAGGCUGGCUUCUCCGAAGAAGGCUAUACUGCGUUGAUCUCCCCGAAUGUCCUGGAAGGAGAGAAACUACUCAAAGUCGAGUUCAGCAGCUGCGUGGGCACCAAAGGGAUGCAGUAUGAGACCAACAGCUUGGACUUCAAAGUCGGGGCAGAUGGGACAGUCUUCGCCACUCGGGAGUUGAAGAUCCCCUCAGAGCAGGUGGCCUUUACCGUGACCGCACGGGAACGCCAAAGUGCUGAGCAGUGGGAUGCCAUGGUGCGGCUGCUGGUAGCCCAGACAUCAUCAGCACACUCUGAACACAAGGAAGGGCAGACAGUGGCCCUGGACCCCUCUCAGUCCCCAAAGGACACACUGCUGCUGUGGUCUCGACAUCAGAGCUCUGGUGGGCUGAGGAGACAGAAGCGCGACUGGGUCAUCCCACCCAUCAACGUUCCCGAGAACUCCCGGGGGCCCUUCCCUCAGCAGCUUGUCAGGAUCAGGUCGGACAAAGACAAUGACAUCCCCAUCCGCUACAGCAUCACGGGUGUGGGCGCCGACCAGCCCCCCAUGGAGGUCUUCAACAUUGACUCCAUGUCUGGCCGGAUGUAUGUCACUCGGCCCAUGGACCGAGAGGAAAGAGCCUCUUACCAUCUCCGAGCCCACGCGGUGGAUAUGAACGGUAACAAGGUGGAGAAUCCUAUUGACCUGUACAUCUAUGUCAUCGACAUGAAUGACAACCGUCCCGAGUUCAUCAACCAGGUCUACAAUGGCUCUGUGGAUGAGGGCUCCAAGCCAGGUACAUACGUGAUGACUGUCACAGCCAACGAUGCAGAUGAUAGCACCACAGCCAACGGCAUGGUGAGGUACAGGAUUGUCACCCAGACACCCCAGAGCCCAUCCCAGAACAUGUUCACCAUCAACAGUGAAACAGGGGACAUCGUGACCGUGGCAGCAGGCCUGGACCGAGAGAAAGUCCAGCAGUACACCGUCAUUGUCCAGGCCACUGACAUGGAAGGAAACCUUAAUUACGGUCUCUCGAACACAGCCACUGCCAUCAUCACGGUGACAGACGUAAAUGACAACCCUCCAGAAUUCACCACAAGCACAUUUGCAGGAGAGGUUCCCGAGAACCGCAUAGAGACAGUCGUGGCCAACCUCACGGUGAUGGACCGAGACCAGCCCCACUCACCCAACUGGAAUGCCGUCUACCGAAUCAUAAGUGGGGACCCCUCUGGGCACUUCAGUGUCCGCACAGACCCCGUGACCAAUGAGGGCAUGGUCACCGUGGUGAAGGCAGUGGACUAUGAGCUGAACCGAGCCUUCAUGCUGACCGUAAUGGUGUCCAACCAGGCGCCCCUAGCCAGUGGGAUCCAGAUGUCCUUCCAGUCCACAGCGGGGGUAACCAUCUCUGUCACCGAUGUCAAUGAGGCCCCCUACUUCCCCUCCAACCACAAACUGAUCCGCCUGGAAGAGGGCGUGCCCGCUGGGACGGCACUCACCACUUUUUCUGCAGUGGACCCUGACCGGUUCAUGCAGCAAGCCGUGAGGUACUCGAAACUGUCUGAUCCCGCCAACUGGCUGCACAUCAACACAUCCAAUGGGCAGAUCACCACAGCCGCAGUCCUGGACCGAGAGUCCCUCUACACCAAGAACAAUGUGUACGAGGCCACCUUCCUGGCUGCUGACAAUGGAAUCCCCCCAGCCAGUGGCACCGGGACCCUGCAGAUCUACCUCAUUGAUAUCAAUGACAACGCACCACAGCUGCUACCCAAGGAGGCACAGAUCUGCGAGAGGCCCAGCCUCAACGCCAUCAACAUCACCGCAGCCGACGCCGAUAUGGACCCCAAUAUUGGCCCCUACGUCUUUGAGUUGCCCUUCAUCCCCACGACAGUGAGGAAGAAUUGGACCAUCACCCGCCUAAAUGGUGACUAUGCCCAGCUCAGUCUGCGCAUCCUGUAUCUGGAAGCAGGGGUGUAUGACGUCCCCAUCAUCGUCACGGACUCUGGCAACCCUCCCUUGUCCAACACAUCUGUCAUAAAGGUCAAGGUGUGCCCGUGUGAUGAGAACGGCGACUGUACCACAGUCGGCGCAGUGGCUGCAGCUGGCCUGGGCACAGGCGCCAUCGUGGCGAUCCUCAUCUGCAUCGUGAUCCUGCUAAUCAUGGUCCUGCUGUUCGUUGUGUGGAUGAAGCGGAGGGAAAAGGAGAGACACACAAAGCAGUUGCUCAUCGACCCUGAGGACGACGUGAGGGACAAUAUCCUGAAGUACGAUGAAGAGGGCGGCGGCGAGGAGGACCAAGACUAUGACCUCAGCCAGCUACAACAGCCAGAAGCCAUGGAGCAUGUGCUGAGCAAAACCCCUGGUGUGCGGCGGGUGGAUGAACGGCCAGUGGGAGCUGAACCCCAGUACCCAGUCAGGCCUGUGGUGCCACACCCAGGAGACAUUGGAGACUUCAUUAAUGAGGGACUCCGAGCUGCUGACAACGACCCCACCGCACCCCCCUACGACUCCCUGCUCGUCUUCGACUAUGAAGGCAGCGGUUCUACUGCGGGCUCUGUCAGCUCCCUGAACUCCUCCAGCUCCGGGGAUCAAGAUUACGACUACUUGAAUGACUGGGGGCCCCGGUUCAAGAAGCUGGCGGACAUGUACGGGGGUGGUGAGGAGGACUAACCGACCUCACCACCAAUGUGAGAAGGGCACUGGAGGCGAGCAGCAGAACUGAGCCGAGGUGCCAGCGCUGUCUGGUGUCAAGAGGUCCCUCCCCGCUGCCGUCCCCCAUGUGGAGCUCUGCAGUAUGGACAUAGGCCACCGGGCACCCACCGUCACUGCGGCAUCUCGGUAGCCACAGCCACGUACCGCGAAGGGAGAGCCAGAGGCACAGCCCUAACUUGAAUUUCUUACCACAAAAGCACUGUUAAAACAAAACAAAAAAAAGAAAAAAAAGAAAAAAAAAAAAGAAAACAAAAGUGCCUUUUGGUACAUGACAGAUUCCCUAACUCAGGAGUGACUGAAAGAGGAGAGACAGCCCGAGACCCCCACCUCUGUCCACCCUGUCCCACAGCCCCAGCCCCACCUGGUAUCUUCUGAAGGCCGACAAGCAAGGAGUGGGAGACAAUGUGUCUUUUUUUAAAAAGCCUUUUAUUAAGAAAAAGAAAAUAGGUAACUUGUUUGCAAAAAAAAAAAAAAAAAAUAGUAUGGGGGUCCAGAUCUCAACAGUUUUUCUUAUGCACAGCCGGGGUCUCCUGGGCCCUUUAGGCUCCCCAGGGCUGUUAGGUGAGGAUCGGUCUUUCCAGCACCAAAAAAACAAAAACAAAAACAAAAACAAAAACAAAAACAAAAACAAAAAAUCACUGGGCUAGCCUAACCCCAUCAGCAGAGCCACUUCUGAGUAGACUCGGCUUUCACCUGAACUUGUGCCCUGCCCCAACAUACUGUAUAUAGCUGGAGCAGGCGUGAUGCCUGGAGACCUUCCCGGGAGCUCUCACCUCUCCACUUGGCCACUUCUGUGCCCUCAAGCCCACCAUAAAGCCUCUCUCUGGACCAGCUGUCACCCCCAAUACCACCGAGGUCCCUUUUUGCUUUGGUCCAGGACAGUAUGUUGUCUAAGAAGCCACGGCAUCCUGCAAAACCCUGGCUCAGCCCUCCACUCUUCAAGAUGAGACCCUGAGGGAUCCUGUUGAAGGCAUAGCAAUCACAAGCUCCCCUCAAUGGAACCCCUGAACGCUCUCAACACCCUCCCCAGGCUAUGCAGAUGUCAGAGAGCAGAGCCUGGCUAGACUCUGGCAGCUGCUUGGCCACCCUGGAACCCGUUUAACCUGAGCUCCUCCUGCCUGGUCCCAUGAACUGCUAUGGAUGUCAGGACCUACCAAGUGUCCGGCGAGAUUAUCUUGCUGUGCCACGUGACCACAGAUGCUCUGGCCUGAACCCAUGUUUCUGUUGCUCUCUGGAGCUGGCAGGGCACUUUACCAUGGCAGCUUGACAGCUUGACACAGGGCAAACUGGGCAGGGCGACCACUUCGGUAGGACAGCAAAUAGGCUGUGUACAAGGACCUACAGGAGUUGGCAAAGCUACCCCUUUUCACUGGAGGGGAAAACAGACCUAGGACAUCCACAUGUCUGGGCCCGAGAGAGCCCUGGGAUGGGCAGAAAGGCAGGCACUGAUGGGGCAUCCUGCGCCGAGUGAGUCUUCCUGGCUUACCCCAUGCUAUAAUUCACUCCCCAAGGAAGAGGCUGAAGAAUGCUGGUGGCUUGGGAAGUCUUGGUGUCCGAGUCUUCUUAGGGAGACGACAGAAGUCCCAGCAUUGAUGAAAAAUAAGUUUCUUCUAGAUCGCUAACCCAUAUCUACUACUGGGGGCUGGGAGGGUUUCAAAAGGGCUGUGGGUACCCAGGAGAUCGCAUGCUCCCUAGCCAGAGGCCUCUAAUUCAUGGCUCCUCUUGGCUUCUUUACCCCGUGGCUAGAUCCCCCCUUUCCAGACUGCUUUGGCCUCAAAGACACACCUGAGUGAACUCGCGGGUGCCCAACUCGUGGGUAUGACCCAUUGGAUGUCAGGGUUCUUUCCCAAACCAAACCCAUCCCCACCUCUAAACUCCUGGACUUGAGCUGGGCUGCAAGCUUAGCUGUGUCUACUCUCACUCCUCAGACAGCUGUCCUAGGAGGGGGGAUGAAUAGGGGCCUCUGUAGCUUCCUGGGAGUCCCCCUGCCUACAGCAGGCCAGGGCAGCAGAGCUCAUGAAGGGGUUGGGAGGGCUGUCCUAUGCAAAUUGCUCAAAUCGGCAAACAAUUCGGGUGGUGCUGAGCUUGGCAUGGCCACUGGUGGGAUUGCUGUGGGUUAGGGCUGGGGAAUUGAGAAUUGUUUUCUGGGUUUGAUUUUAGAAAACCCAAGAAGGUUCUUGGAAUUAUGCAUAUGUUUGGUAGGCAUUACCAUGCCAAGAACUCACCUGAAAUCCCGAGGCUUUCUUAAAAGCCUGGGAUGGGAGGUACCAAAUCCAUCAGUUACCUGAAGGCACGUCUCACCUGCCUCCGUCUCCUUCUCCCCACCCGCAAGGCCUCUGUCACUGCCAGGCCCCUGCAGGAACAUCCACGGGGUUUCCUAAAAGCCGAGUAGCUUGUCUCUUUUACCCUACACCCCAAGCAGCCCCUAGGGCUAGAGGAAAAUCGGGUUUUACACAUCCCCAGACCCAUCUUGGGACUCUGUUCCCAGGCCAACAAGUUAGCAUUAGCCAAGCAUACAGUCAGUGUCAAAUGUUUCUCUUCUGUAGCUCGUAGAUACAACGCGUCUGUGGUCAGGGCCCAGCCAACCUAGGCUGGUGGCCAGCUCUGUGCAGUACGAGGUUGUGGUUGGCUCCUUUAAGGAGACACCUACACCGCUGAGUGGCUUGGAAGAACUCCUGGCCAUGGUCAGCCUCGGUCACACCUGACUCCCGGCCAGCAGCUUCUCUCUCUCAUGUCUUUCAGCCAAUCCAAAAUGCUGGGUCUCCUGCCACCAAAGUGUCAGAGUAAUGGCCAAAAGUCAGGCCCUCAGAGAUGCCUCAGUUUCCCCAUAGUGAGUAUGUGGUCUGUUGAGAUGACACCUCUGUGCUCUCUAAGGUAAACGGGGGGGGGGGGGACUCUCUAUUUCUACCCACACUGAAAGGCAAAACCAAAAACUCACAGCAGAAUUACCCAGCACAGAGCACCAGGUGAGGUAGUACAUAGACCGCAAACCUAGCAGGCUCUGCUACACCAGUCGGCUGGUGGAAACCACCUCCGUAUACACCGGGGACGCAUCUUGCUUUUCCUUCCUCUCCUGUUCUCCAUUCUGAUUUAUUUUCUGCAUGUUUAUUUUUGAAAAUGGACAAAUGUGCAGCAGCCCGCAUGACUGUGGUUGUUUCGGGAAAGAUACCGGAGUAUGACGCGUUCACACUGCAGCUCUGGGUGCCAUGCGGUGAGACAGACGUUCCAACUGUUUUUGUAAUCGUCAACAGCACAAAUAUUUUGUAUUGUCGUUUGUAUCAUUUUGUACCGGAAAAAAAAAGGAAAAACAAACAAACAAACAAAAAAAAACAAAAAACAAAAAGGGAAGUGAGUUGAUGUUUUCGAUGUGUUUUUAGUGCCAGGCAGUCUUGGUUCCAAAGGGAACAGCAGCUUUGCGGAAUUGUCGUGUUCAGGAAUGGAGUCGGGCGUUAGCACGCUGCUCCAAAGGAGUAAAUAAAGUCCCCUUUGAAGUA
Molecule: messenger RNA, 6463 nt
Organism: Mus pahari (shrew mouse)
Lineage: Eukaryota; Metazoa; Chordata; Mammalia; Rodentia; Muridae
Gene: Cdh4
Product: cadherin 4
Exons: 16
Coding region: 186-2927 (913 amino acids)
Biological process (GO): adherens junction organization; calcium-dependent cell-cell adhesion; multicellular organism development
Cellular component (GO): adherens junction; plasma membrane; catenin complex
Molecular function (GO): calcium ion binding; cadherin binding
Source: RefSeq, a predicted model, not a curated record